CGAUUUUCAUCCAGCCGCCGCCGCCGCAGCGAGCCAUCCUGCGAGGAUCGCGGAUCCCAAACAAUAAAUAUUGCACUGCUCGAAAGUGGCGAUGUGUCAAGGUUGCCGAUCGGCGAAUUUCGACUCGGCGACGAAAUCGCGUUGAGGACUGGCCCGCCGAGUGGCCGACAGCUGUUGGCGUCGCCGACACGCAGUGCGUGCGAUUCGGCCGCCGACAACUACGUGUGCGCGCCCCGGCCGACGUGUGUGCGGUGACCCGAGUGACCCCAGCGACCCAGAGUGCCAUGUCAUCGUCGUCGGCCCAGACCCAUCGAUGAGAUGAUGUCGUCCAGCCUGUCGACGCAGCAGACGCCUGGCUCCACGCCGCCAAACUCGCCGGCCAAGCAGCCCCCGGCCGGAGGCGGCGGAGUUGGCGGCGGCUCGGUGCCCACGCGGCAGAGGUCCCUAAAGGACCGUUUCCGCGACGGAAUCACUGGCAGCUUCUCCUGGCAGCCGAGACGAGCGUCACAAGAUGUGCCCCCCUCAAUUGAUAACGAAAAUUUGCACUGUGCCAGGAGCAAAAGCCGCAGCGUGGACCACGGCCUGCUGAUGCCGUUCGACCUGAACUCGCUGCGCAGCAAGGUCGAGGGCCGCAUCGAAGCCGUGCAGAGCGAAGAGAACUCAACCGAUGAAUCAGCUGUGGAGGGGACUGUUAAGGAGACCAAAGUGGCUUCAAAAAUUACGCAACCACCAAACACAGUCACUUACGUGGUGAAGGCAAGCGACACACUCACUUCCGUGGCAGCAUGCUUCGACACGACGCCCGGCGAGCUCGCCAAGCUGAACAAACUGCCCCAGCGGCUACCCCUCUUCCCUGGCCAGGUGCUAUUCGUGCCCUCGAGGGAGUCGGCGGCCGCUAACUCAGACGCUGAUGGAGCCACCUCAAGAGCGUCCGCUGACGAUUCCCUCGCUUCCUCUGACUUCCAAUCCUCCACUAACAACGCCGACUCGGGCCUUGACAUUGACAUCGAGAGACAGCUGCUGGACAGUUUGCGUCCCGUGUCGCCGCUUCCAAGCGCGAGAACGUCGUCGAGCAGCGAUCCGCAGCAAGGAGGCCAUGAGUCGUCGGCCUCCUUCAGGAAGGGCAAGGACGUACGAGAGCGCUUCCUUCGCAUCAACGUCCGACACAUCACCGAUGGACAGGGUGUGGUGGGUGGCGUUCUGCUGGUGACACCCAACGCGGUCAUGUUCGACCCAAACGUGUCCGACCCGCUUGUGAUCGAGCACGGGCCGGAGUCGUACGGUGUGAUCGCACCAAUGGAGUUCGUGGUCAACUCAGCCAUCUACCACGACAUCGCGCACAUGCGGGUGCGCCACGUGCCAGGCGCCGAUCUGCCGACGCCGAGCCGCACCGCCGACCACCCCCGACCUGUGAUCUACUACCCUGCUGGUGCAACCGGGUCCGGCGGCGGCGCCGUCUCUGGCGCCGAUUGCUCACCGGUAAAGGACGAGUGCUUCCCUGAGCUGGCGCAUCACACGUCGUCGUCCAACUCGCCAGAGGCCAGCCACUGCUCGUCGGCCGAGCCUGGCGCCGCCGCGCGAGACGGCGACGCCUUCCCCAAGGCUUUCGAACGUGACCUCGUCACGCCGACCGCCCCCGCUGACACGCCUACCCCCUCGCCAGCGCCGCAUGCUGUCUCCAGGCUAGAUGACAAGCCUAGCAUCUAUGACUCAGGGAUUGAUAUGAGAGACAAUGCGUCUGCGUCUCACGCCACCGAGACGAUUGCUGAGGAGGAGAGUGCAGAUUCGAUGCCACAGGACGAGGGCAAAAUUCUGAGCUGUGUUACAACUAGGAAAAAAGCCUCCUCUGUCUCGUUCUCCUCUGACCUGGACAAAGAGAUGCCGUCGUCUGCCCCGGCGGUUGAAGUUGCCGAAAAAACGGAAAGCAAAAGGGCUAAGGGUUUCAAGAGGCUCAGCUACCCGAUUGCGUGGAUGGAAAAUCUCAGCGGCAGUGACAAGGACUCGGUCAACUCUCUGGACUCUUCUUCCAUUCCCUCUCAGCCGAGCUCGGCCGACCUGAAGGACUCGUCGCAGCACUCGUCUGUCUUCUCCAAAGUCUUCUCAAGUUCUCCUUUGAGCGUUCUCGAUAUCGGCUCCAACUUUUUCAACAAGGAGCCGUCAUCCUUGCCGUCGCAUCUGCAGGACCCUUCUGCAAGGUCUUCUUCCCCCAUAUUUGAGUUUCCUCCCUGCGCUGACAAAGUAGGAGGGCGGUCUUCCGUGGACGUGACGAGGAAAGUGGCCAAGCCCGAUCUGGCAGUGCACAGGGCUUCGAUGGCCGACCUGGGCGCGAAACUCAACUACCACAGCAUGGUGUCUGUCGAGGACAUGCCCGAGCUGUUUGUCUCCUUUGAAAAUCCAGAAAAUGAAUUGCGAAAACUCGCAAGUGUUAAAAUUAUGGAUUAUGACGCAAAUCUAAUCAUAAAUGGACCUACGUCAUACAUGGAAUUAAUCCCUCGACCCGCGCGACCGUGCGACGAUCCCCCAAUGUACCUGCGGCUGCUAAUGGGUAAACCAAUCAACAAGCGCAUUCCUAAGUCCACGCCCAUCAUGUCAUACGGCAAGAAGAAAAUGCGACCUGAGUACUGGUUCAGUGUGCCAAGAAACAGGAUCGACGACCUGUACCAAUUUUUGCAGCUUUGGGUGCCACACCUGUAUGGCGAUGUGGAAGACAUGGAUCUGUCAGAGCGGGGCUUUGAGCUGGUUGAAUCAGACACGGAGUUGUGGCCGGACGACGCCGUCGACGCAGAUAACGCCAAGGGAAACCGCAGUUCCACUUCUUCAACUGGGGAGCUGGGCGAACUCACCAGGGAGUCUUGGGAGGUUUUGAAGGCGCCUUAUGUAAAAUUCUACACGCUGUUGAAGACUCAGACAAUGUCAUCUGAGUGCGAAGCUCGCCCCGAGGUGCUGUCUAUGAGCGAGGAGCUGCGGCGCGCGCUUUACGCUGCCGGCGGCUCCAGCGCCGGAUCCUUCGACGUCGACGUGUUCGGCCUGCCGGAGCUGAUCGGCGCCACAGAGAUCUUCGAGGACGCGCACCGGGCGCGCCUGCUGCGCCACCUGCCCGCCCGCGCUGAGGGCUACCCCUGGACGCUGGUCUUCUCCACCUCGCAGCACGGCUUCUCGCUUAACUCCAUGUUCCGCAAGAUGGCCAAGGUCGAGUCACCCAUCCUGCUCGUCGUACAGGACACUGAGAACAGGGUGUUUGGCGCGCUGACGGCCUGCGCUCUGAAAGUGAGCGACCACUUCUACGGCACAGGCGAGUCGUUCCUGUUCCGCUUCGCGCCGCCGUCGACGCCGAACAACGAAGAGGCAGCCGAGUCAACGUCACAGCCCUCUAGUCCCGCAAAAGAGGAACCGCCGACGCCACCACCCGUUGGGAAGAUUGAGGUCUUUGACUGGACCGGUGAAAACAUUUUCUUCGUUAAGGGAAACAAUGAGAGCCUUGCCAUCGGCGCUGGAGAUGGAAAAUUCGGUUUGUGGUUGGACGGCGACCUGUACCAAGGCCGGACGCAGCCGUGCUCGACGUACGGCAACAAGGCGUUGGUCGAAGAAGAGGACUUUGUGGUGAAGGCGUUGGAGUGCUGGGCCUUCGUUUGAACUGCAGCCUCUGCAAUAGUAGCUUGUGAUAAGAAAUUCAACACACACAUACACACACACACACUCUCACUCACACUCUGUAUUUAUUUUUGGGGCUCGGCAGCCCCCAGUUGCAGCGUAGAGUAACACACUUGUUAUUUUUUUAAUUGCGUGCGAGCGAGCCAGCAACACCCUGCGAGUGAAAUCGAUGAGAAAUUUUUGCCAAAAGCGAGAGACGAACGGCCCAGGGUGCUGACGCCGCCCGCCGAUAGAAAUACGAGAAAUAUAUUAUUAUAUAUACUGUAUAUUUUGCCACUUCUGUGAAGAUCAACACGCAAUUGACGGAAAAUGAUAUAAUUAUAUGUUAAGUGUUUACGGAUAUUGAGGACCGGGCCGGCUGGCGGCACGGUGCGGCCGAAAAUUGUUGUUUUCGAACGCCGCCGCGAACCUCUCGGUUUUCAAACACGCACUCACGAACAUGAGUCAAAGUGAAUGAAUUUUGAAUAUAUAGGGCCUAACUAUUCCGAUAACGAACAGCAAUUUUAAAAUUCUUGUAAGCGUUUGAGCAAAUGCGUUUUGUGCAUUUUGCGGAUAAAAAAAGUAAGAGACGAGUUAUUGUUUUAGAGCAAGCGGAUCGAUGUUUGCGCUGCCGAUCUCCGCGCGCGCACUUGUUAAACGCAGACAGUUAUCUUACAUAAAUAUAUAAUCCACGUUUGUUCCAUUUGGAAACACAGCUGAGGAUGUGUGAGAAAACAUAAUACAAAAAAAUAGAGAAGGGAAAAUGUAGUGCUUUGUUACACGUAGUCUAUGACGCUGAGAAGAAUUUCUAUGAUAGUUGUUGCGAAAUCAUUUUCCAUUUCUUCCUGAUCCAGAAGCACUGUCGAUUUAGUUUCCUUUCCUUGGAAUCUCAAGAAGCGAAUUUUGGAGGAAGCCACGUUCGGGCGGACGACCAUUUGUCAUCGGACCAAAACUAAACUUUAGUCUCUCUCUCACUUUCUCGCAAGAGAAGCGUGUAUUAUUUAUAUAACCACUUAAAUCGCGCAUAAUCAAUUACUACUCUCUCGACUCUGGUCGUCACUCUAAUGAAAAUGGAGCUUUUUCGACACACACUUUUCUAGCAAAACAAUAAUAUAUAAAUCGUAAUAACUUUGGAAAAAGAACGCAGCGUCAGGGCCGAAGCGGAUGAACGUUUUCAAAACCUGUGUUUCCCCCAAACCACAGUUCCUCGAACUAAUCGAAGAAAUUCAUCUCAUUGGUGCUUUUUGAGCCACAUACUCUCUCACACAUAUAUAAACAAACACACACGCAAUUCUAAACAAUUUUGUUAGUCGAACCGGAACAAUGACAUCAGCUCAUGUGUAUUCGUUGACAACAAAUCUGACUGUUUGGUUUUGUGGCCGCUUAAGCAUACCAAAAAGAAGAAGAAUCGAAUACUCGGUGUUUAGUUGUUGUUGUUGUUGUCGUCGUGCGAAUUUGUUGACUAGCUGUUUAGGAGAACGCAAAAAAAAUAGAACAAUCGCCUGGCAGCCCUAGCUGGGACGAUUUUCAUUUCUAAAAACGCGGCGCCGGCGGUCACAUCUCCACUCAGGCCGUGCCUUUUCAUUCAAGCUCCAGUUUUUUCGUCGCGACAAAUCGAAGUGAGUGCGGGUCCGACGCGUUUUGUAGGGCUUGCGCACCGCUUUUUUCCUCAACGUGAAAGUCAGAUUUGUUUCGCCACAGCGUAUUAAAAUCGGUGUUUUUGCAGUACGAACAGACGCUCUCGGCAGCUUUCAUUCUGAGACCACUCAUUGUUUCCCGAGCGGAUUUUGCAAAAUGUUUAUGCAGCCAUAUUAUUAUUUUGCUUUUACCGGAUUUUAUGAAAUCGCAUAAAAAGUGCAGCUAAAACUCUUAUGACGGAAGCCAUUAAAAUUUCCCUUGGCUGUCCUGUCCUUCAAAUUUUACUGAACUUUAAAUUUGUUCUAGUAAUGCCAUAAUAAAAAACAUAGGAAUUAUAAUUGGUUUAGAAAAUGCGUGAUAUUUUUUUUAAUUAAACUGUCUGCCGCUCUUAUCAAUUAGAGCUACCCACGUCCAGCUGAGAAUAAAACUCAGCCAAUCAUUCAGUGGGAAAUUAGCAGCGUAUUAAUUUUGUAUCUGUUUAUUCCCUUGAGGAUCACUUUCAAAUCCCCUCCAAACACGAUCCCCCAUUCAAGAACGGAGUUUUCCAUGUAUUUUCGGGCUUCUGGUGUUUACCAUCCUCAGAAAUCUGUAGUUGUGCUCAGGAUGAAAGUCGGCACGGGCGUCAAGGAUGAUUAGAGCGUAAUUUCGGUGUUGUUCGGCCCUGCUUGUUAGCCAUGUGGAGAUUUUUCUCUUGCGUGUGCUCGGUGUUUAGCGAGACGUGUGUGUACAAUGUAAGCUAGCAAUGUUGAUCGUUGAGCAUUGAAUUUAAUUCCUCGUGUGUAAUUGCUUGAAACACA
Messenger RNA from Cloeon dipterum, 6065 nucleotides. RefSeq names its product mustard (gene mtd). Gene Ontology annotation, biological process: response to oxidative stress. The transcript is spliced from 20 exons. The record is from RefSeq and is a predicted model, not a curated record. Gene Ontology annotation, cellular component: nucleus. Lineage: Eukaryota; Metazoa; Arthropoda; Insecta; Ephemeroptera; Baetidae. The coding region runs from base 319 to 3633 and encodes 1104 amino acids.